AUGGCAAGGCCAACUGCUGGCAAAUAUCGAGGAGCGGCUGUAGCCGCACGGAACAACAAUAAUAACACAACUGUUGGCUACGGCGGCCAGAAAGGGGGGGCCGUGAACGAUGACGGUGCUCACCACGACCCGGCUCUCGAUAUCGUUGAAAGCCACAAGAUGGAGGCCGAGAAGUGGCUUGGCGAAGAGCAGAAGAGAUCAAAUUUAUCCUAUCUGAAGGAGGGCCAUCAGUACGCUCCGUGGAACUGCUCCAAAAAGGACGGCACCAUACCGAUUGCGCAUCUCGAGAGCGCGCUCAAGGAAUACAAGCGGCGAUUCAGUGAUGGUUCAAAUCAAGCAAAUACUGCGACACCUGCGGUGUUGCUCGUUGCGACUGGUGUAAGCAAAGAAUGGAUGCCGGGUGAAGAAGUUGGAAAGACGCGUUUCUUGCUCUUUCCCAAACUUGGUGCUGCCAAGACAUCGGCUCUGUUCAUAACGUAUAUGCCCGGUCCUGAGCAUGGAGCUGUUGACUCCUGGUUUGUUGCUAUGCUGAGUGUCUGGCAUACUACAAACGAGUCUUUGCGGAGGUAUUUGUCCUAUGGAGGUCUCAGCACCGGAGGAUACGGUUGCUUCCAGCCAGAUAAACGUGUUUUUCCUUUCAAGGAGAACCGAGAUCACAACGGCCGAGACGCAGACAGUGCAAACAAGAAUAAUCCAUACUCGCGGUUCAUUUGGGAGAUUGAGUACGACAAUAGAGACCCAGUCCAGAUCAGGGAGCGUGGACGGGCCUACAUGACACCCAAUUAUGUUCGGUUGUUUCUGGCCAUGAAGUUAUACCCACCUUCGCGUGGUGGGACGUACGAAGCUGCCGCUGUGCUCUGGGGAAAGGCAGACGAAGACAGCGAUACGAUCACUGUCAUGAAAGCAGUUAGUUUUGGCACUCAAGAUCUCUCAGACGACCACAAGCAGGAUUUCUUCCAGCAAAGGGCCGAUCGGCUUGUCAGUGUCGAUGUGAACCGCUGGGAAAACGCACCGAACAAUGAGGCAGCAUGGUCGAUCACUUUGCCUUUACGUGGAUUUUUGUUCAAGGUGAGCAAGGGGGCACCAGGAGAAAACGGAACCACCGAAUACGUUCUAGACGAUCUAGAGGUUGGCGCCGUCGAAGACUUUGUCAUUGACCUUGGGAGAGCGGCGAGAGAAUAUGAAAAUCAGGUACUGGAAUAG
Messenger RNA from Seminavis robusta, 1203 nucleotides. NCBI's taxonomy places the organism in Eukaryota, Bacillariophyta, Bacillariophyceae, Naviculales, Naviculaceae. The record is from the annotation of a GenBank genome assembly.